GUGUGUGCAGCCUGGGGGUAAGGCUGGCCUUACAUGGGGCUGUAUGUGUUGCUUAGGGACACGGCUUGCACACAGAGGUCUGUGUUUGCAACCUGGGAGCAGGGCUGGCCUUGCCUAGGGGUGCGAGCAAGGCGGGACAUGCGUGCCAAGGGUGCUGUGCUCUCCCAAGGACUGUGCUUGUGUCUCGUGUGGCCGGUGACUGGGCGAAGAUGGGAGGUCCCCACACCUGCUUUGCUACCAGCAGUCAGCAUGACACUGUCCCGUGGUUGCUUAACACAAUGAAAGGUUGAUGUGUCGACCUCCGGUGUGAUGGCAACAUUGGGAGCUGCUCCGUGACCCAUGUUAUUGUUAAAUAACAGGUUUUGGCUCAGUUUUAACCUCGCAUAGGGUAUAAUGGUAUUUUUUUUUUUUUUUUCCUUCCAGGCUAAUUCAGGAAGCUUUAACCAUAAAUGAGUCAGUGAGAUGGACUUGAAGUGGAAGGAGAGGCAAUAAAACUACUUUUAAAUGUAUAAAGCACCACUUUCUGCAGUAGUCCUUGGCUGACUGCAGAAACUUUUUUUGUUGCUUUUGUACUUCAACGUGUUUGUGGUUCGAUGCUUUUAGUAAAAGCUCGCCCUAGCUGCAUGGUACAAUUAACCUGCAGCAUCUGGCGCUGGAGUGGACUUUGCUGGGGAAAUCUUGUGUUUCCGCUGAACUGCUCGGUGUCUUUGUGUGCAUAUCAAAAAGCAGAGGGUUUGGAAACCUAAAAGCACGCUUUCAUUCUUCCACCAUCACACUGAAUACAGGCUGCAAAACCUCUGCUUCUUUGCAUUUGAAGUAUUCCAUGACAUUUGCAGCUCGAGAUGCGUCCUCGUGUCUGGGAGCGCUGUAGAAACAAGUGGUCGCCUGUUUUGCAAAGCCGGGGAUAACAUGUGCGUGGGGUGGUGGUCUGAAGUUUUGCUCUUUGUGCUUCAUCCUGCUAAAUCCUAAAUUUUUACUAGCUGUGUGGUGCGUGGACUGGGAAGGCUGGACUAAACUACGAGGGUUUUUCCCCUUUUUUUUCUUCAUCCAGUAGCAAUAGCAAUAAGGUUCAUAUUUUAUCCAGCUUUUACCCCUUUUUCCAGGCUGGUAUUUCCCUUUGCAAUGGGGCUGUGAAUAUGCAAUGCCCCAUCUUGCCUUGUUGGUACCUGUAUCGCCUUGGUCCAGGAGUUGAUGCAGAUAGUUCAGGUCUUUAAAUCACCUAUGACUCAGGCUAGCUGCUGUCUGGCCCCUCCAUGCCUUCCUGCUCUGCGACCUUCUCCAGCUGCAAUGUCCUUUUCCAUCUCAUCUCACCUCCAGGACUCCUCCAUCAUCUGGUGCAUGGAGUAAAGGCGUGCAGGAGACAGCCGUGCUGUAGGAUUUUAUUCCAACCCUGUUGUGCUUUUAUAAUGAAUCUUCUUGUGAUGCUUCCGAGUGGAGGAGGGAGGUGGCUUCUUCAUUUUUCUGCAUGUGAAAACCAGGCAGAUUUGGAGGUGUUGUGACCCAAAUUUUUGGAUUAACCCAUUUCUUUGCUGUGUGAGAUGCCAGAGACUCGAGUAUGAGACAAUACUGCUGAGACGGGCCUUGGGUCCAUUGAGCUAUUGCUGCCUAGUGCCGAACAAGUGGCUCCACAAGACAAGAGAAUAAAAUUGUGGAUUAAAAGAAAGUCUUGUGUGACCAAGGGAACAGGACUUAGGAAGCAAUUGGUUUGAAGUAUAAUCCCACAUCUGUUGCUAUCUAGAAAAUGUCUUAUGGAUCCAUUGAUGGGAGUGGAUUUGGGAGCAGGAAUCCAUUUGGAGGCCCUUCGAGACAAGGCUAUCAACCCCUCGCCACCCAGAUUGAUCCUAGUGAACUACAGGAACUUUUUCAGGAGACUUCAGCCAAUGUCUUCCGAAUUAACUCCAACGUGACCUCUCUGGAAAGAAGCCUUCGAUCUCUGGGGACCUCAAAUGAUACUCAAGAACUGCAGGAUGGACUGCAUGCAACCCAGCAGGAGACUAAUAAAACCAUCACGACUAGCACCAAAGCCAUCAAGCAGCUGUCUGAGGUUGUCAGAGGCUCAUCCAGGCAAGAACGACUUCAGCUGGACAGGCUGAAGAACCAGCUGUCUGAUGCCAUCCAGAGAUACGGAGCUGUACAGAAGAAAAUAGCAGAGAAAUCCAAAGCUUUGCUUCCUACUGGGCAGAGAAGUACCAAACAGCAGAGCCCGAGGGCCCCCUUCUCUGACCUACCUGAUGAUGAGAAGAUCUUUAACGGAGGAGAUGGCACGUGGCAGAACCAGAGCCAGGAUCAAGCUUUGCUCUCAGAAAUCACAGAAGAGGAUCUGGAGGCCAUCCGUCAGCGGGAAGAGGCCAUUCAGCAGAUUGAGAGUGACAUGUUGGAUGUGAACCAGAUCAUUAAAGACCUGGCCUCCAUGGUGCAUGAGCAAGGAGACACAAUAGAUAGUAUUGAAGCCAACAUUGAGACUGCAUCUUCUAAUGUAGAAUCAGCCAAUGAGCAGUUGGCAAAAGCCAGUCAGCACCAACUACGAGCCAGGAAGAUGAAGUGCUGCCUUCUCGCUGUCGCGCUGGCCGUUCUGCUGUUCAUUGUCGUUAUUAUCGCGGUCUCUGUCAAGCACUGAUCUGGCUAUGGUUUCCACAGAACCUGUGAUCAUCCUGUGAAGUGGAAUGGAUUCUCAAGGCAUUUCACAUUCAGGCCCUACAUCAAUGUCUGCUUUACUGAUCACGUUGUAUUAAAACUGCUAUAGUCAACAAACACUAACUGUAUGAAAGAAAAGCUAAGUUUUAUACUGUGUGUUAGUAUAAUUGUGAAUAAUUUUUCCUUUUUUUUUUCCCCUCCUUCAUUGCCUUAUGUUACAGAUUUUAAUUAUGUCCCCUCUGUAUCUGGGAAAUGCUAUUUCCUUACCUCCAGGUUUGGUAUACAGUGUGUUCUAAGAUACAUAGCUGUUAAUUCAUCUUUAUUGCUUGUGUUUUUAAUGUGCUCCUAAUCUCCAGUUCUGCUCAUUUAAAACCAUGAAAGUCAACAUGUUUUGUCUGAUUCUUUUUUUGUUGUUGUUUUUGUACAUUUUAAAAAUAAUCUAGCUCAGAUUCUCAUACUGUGCACUGCUGCUUUAGAAUUUGCUCUGCCAGAUCUGAGCUAAGCAAUUUCACAGUUAUAUGUGCCACUUACAAACACAUCAAUUAAAUGCUUAUUUGAUCCCAUUGUAUGCAUAGAACACCACUUUUUUUUUAAUGAGAAACACUAGUGAAAGACCAGGACAAAUAAACACUAAGACAUAUUGUUACCAGGGUUUUUUUAAAAGAAAAGGCUUUUAAUCUGUUAAAAAAAAUCAAGCAAGGUGUCUCAUGAAAGAUGUCAAAUUCUGCAUUAGAUUUCAUUUCAUAGGUUUCAAUGUAAGCAGCAUUUGGGAUUUUGUUCCAUUUUCACCCACAAUAUUUUCUGCUGAAAACAUGAUUGAAAAUGCCAUUUAAGUUCUUCUUUAAAUGUGUUGUGUACUAUAAAUGCAGUUUUCCUCCAGUAAAUAAAGCAUUUCAAAAAUGGU
Messenger RNA from Harpia harpyja (harpy eagle), 3538 nucleotides. It is a transcript of the gene TSNARE1, whose product is annotated as t-SNARE domain containing 1. Gene Ontology annotation, cellular component: SNARE complex; endomembrane system; membrane. Gene Ontology annotation, molecular function: SNARE binding; SNAP receptor activity. Lineage: Eukaryota; Metazoa; Chordata; Aves; Accipitriformes; Accipitridae. The transcript is spliced from 16 exons. The coding region runs from base 1742 to 2617 and encodes 291 amino acids. Gene Ontology annotation, biological process: vesicle-mediated transport; intracellular protein transport; vesicle fusion. The record is from RefSeq and is a predicted model, not a curated record.